UUCUUUACGUCGUGGAUCUGGACCGCAUGCUUGGUGGUGAAAUUUUUUUCAUCUAGUAUUUCUGGCGUUUUUGCAUAGAAAACAGACAACAAAUCAUCCAAUAUGCCUCAGAAUGAGUAUAUGGAACUGCAUAGAAAGCGGUAUGGAUACCGGCUUGAUUAUCACGAGAGAAAGAGAAAGAAGGAGGCUCGAGAGCCCCACGAGAGAGCCAAGAAAGCCAAGAUGCUAACGGGAAUUAAAGCGAAAUUGUUCAACAAGAAGAGACAUUCAGAGAAAAUACAGAUGAAGAAGACGAUCAAAAUGCACGAGGACAAACUGAACAAGAAGCGCAAAACCGACGAGGUUCCAGAGGGCGCUGUUCCUGCGUAUCUCCUUGACCGUGAGGGUCAGUCUCGAGCCAAGGUCCUCUCUAAUAUGGUCAAGCAGAAGAGGAAGGAGAAAGCCGGAAAGUGGGACGUCCCGAUCCCGAAGACGAGGGGUGUGUCGGAGCACGAGGUGUUUAAGGUGCUGAAGACGGGCAAGAGGAAAGGCAAAGCUUGGAAGAGAAUGGUGACCAAAGUUUGUUACGUCGGCGAAGGAUUCACAAGAAAACCACCAAAGUAUGAAAGAUUCAUCAGACCGAUGGGUUUACGUUUCAAGAAGGCCCACGUAACACAUCCAGAACUGAAGGCUACAUUCUGCCUGCCACUCAUCGGAGUCAAGAAGAACCCCAACUCGCCUCUAUACACACAACUAGGUGUCAUCACAAAGGGAACCAUAGUAGAGGUGAAUGUGAGCGAGUUGGGUCUGGUAACACAGGGAGGAAAAGUUGUAUGGGGUAAAUAUGCACAGGUGACGAACACUCCCGAGAAUGAUGGCUGCAUCAACGCUGUAUUACUUGUAUGAAAAGAAACGAACUGUAGAGAAAUGACCGUUAUUGAGUUGAGCUUGAGAAUCCACAAUGGAAUCCUGUGUACUUUAUCAAUGGAGCUUGAGAUUGGCGUUGGGAUCGAGUGGUUAGACUGCCUGGCUUGUGUUUGUUAAAAUGUGGUGCGAAUCCCACAUAGACCGCCCCACACACAAAUGUCAUCUAGUUGCUGACUGCCUGUUGAUGAAAACAUCAGCUCAAAAUCGGAUUUUUAGAACUAUAUUUAUGUGAAAGAGAUUGGCUUUUGCCAGCUUUUCAUCCAUACAUAAUUGUCGUUUGGUUUCGCUUCACCCUUUUCAACAUGUACCUUAUUCAGUCAUAUAAAUUAUAUGACUGGGCCAAGGCAUUUAAUUGGCAGGUACAUUUCAUGGGCCUCAACAAAUAAAUUUUAGAAGGGGUGACUAUUGAAGAAGAACCAAAUAGGAAGGGUACCUCAUUUGUACGAUAUAAAAACUGCUGCCAUAUGAGCACUUAUAUCGGGGUAAAUUUUUACCGUUUAAAAGCACAAGUAAUUUUGUAAUGUUUACCUAUUCUUGAGUCAAACAAUAUUACUUGAUAAAUGAUGUUGUGCUAUGGUAAUUAUUUUAAAAUAGAAAUCCAUAACAGCCUCCAUAAUGAUAAAUAAAGAUUUGUUGAAAUAUGAAAAUAA
Asterias rubens (European starfish) is the source of this 1556-nucleotide messenger RNA. Its product is annotated as ribosome biogenesis protein NSA2 homolog. Gene Ontology annotation, cellular component: preribosome, large subunit precursor; nucleolus. Bases 103 to 885 code for a protein of 260 amino acids. Gene Ontology annotation, biological process: maturation of 5.8S rRNA; maturation of LSU-rRNA. The transcript is spliced from 9 exons. NCBI's taxonomy places the organism in Eukaryota, Metazoa, Echinodermata, Asteroidea, Forcipulatida, Asteriidae. The record is from RefSeq and is a predicted model, not a curated record.